This is a messenger RNA of Brassica oleracea var. oleracea, 1205 nucleotides long. Its product is annotated as fe(2+) transport protein 2-like. The record is from RefSeq and is a predicted model, not a curated record. The transcript has 3 exons. Gene Ontology annotation, biological process: zinc ion transmembrane transport. NCBI's taxonomy places the organism in Eukaryota, Viridiplantae, Streptophyta, Magnoliopsida, Brassicales, Brassicaceae. Gene Ontology annotation, molecular function: zinc ion transmembrane transporter activity. The coding region runs from base 80 to 1123 and encodes 347 amino acids. Gene Ontology annotation, cellular component: plasma membrane.
AUAGGCCGGCAGAUAUGCCUAUAUAAACUAACCAAAAGACAAAACAUUGAUUUCAUCAAACAUCAUAUACUAUAUUCUAAUGGCUACCAAACUCGUCUACAUUCUCCUCAUCAUAUUCACAUUCACCGUAUCUCCGGCGAUCUCAACCGCCCCGAAAGAUUGCGACAUCGGCUUGGAGAAUCCGUGCAUCAGUAAAUCUAAGGCUUUGCCACUCAAAAUCGUAGCCAUUGUAGCUAUCCUCACGACAAGUUUGAUAGGUGUAAUGACUCCUCUUUUCAGCCGUUACAUUUCUUUCAUCCAUCCUGACGGCAACGGUUUCAUGAUCUUGAAGUGUUUUUCUUCCGGAAUCAUCCUAGGAACUGGUUUCAUGCACGUUUUGCCUGACUCUUUCGAGAUGUUGUCAUCAAAAUGUCUUAAUGAUGAUCCGUGGCAUAAGUUUCCUUUUGCGGGAUUUUUCGCUAUGGUGUCCGGUCUAGUCACUCUAGCCAUUGACUCCGUUACCACCAGCCUUUAUACCGUCAAAAACACAGUCGGGCAAGAGCCUGAAGAGUAUGGCGUUGAUCAAGAGAAGGCGACUCACACUAGCCACGGUUAUGGUGUUGUGCUAGCAACUAAAGAUAAUGGAUCUUCUGAUCCACAACUUCUACGGUAUCGUGUCAUUGCUAUGGUAUUGGAGCUUGGGAUUUUAUUUCAUUCCAUGGUCAUUGGACUAUCUCUAGGAGCAACUAAUGAUGCAUGCACCAUUAAAGGACUCAUAAUAGCUCUUUGCUUCCAUCACCUGUUCGAAGGCAUAGGUCUCGGUGGCUGCAUCCUCCAGGCAGAUUUUAGAAAUGUGAAGAAGUUCUUGAUGGCAUUCUUUUUCGCUGGAACAACACCUAGUGGUAUCUUUCUUGGGAUCGCAUUGUCAAGUAUCUAUAGAGAUAACAGUCCAACGGCGUUGAUAACGAUUGGGCUGUUAAAUGCUUGCUCGGCCGGAAUGCUCAUCUACAUGGCCCUCGUCGACCUUCUGGCUACCGAGUUCAUGGGAUCAAUGCUCCAAGGUAGCAUCAAGCUUCAGACCAAGUGCUUCGCGGCCGCUUUGCUCGGCUGCGCCGUAAUGUCUGUCGUCGCCAAGUGGGCUUAAAACACUCUUAUCAACAUAAUUAAUCAAUUAUUUGAUUCAUUAUAUACAUUCAAGGUGAAAAUGAUUCGCCUUUGUACAUUUG